Messenger RNA from Prorocentrum cordatum, 550 nucleotides. The record is from the annotation of a GenBank genome assembly. NCBI's taxonomy places the organism in Eukaryota, Dinophyceae, Prorocentrales, Prorocentraceae.
CGCCCCCUUUCCCUUCUGUCCCCAUUGUUGUAUUCCGUUCUUGCCCCAUUGUUGCAUUCCCUCCGUCCUCCUCCUCCUCUGUAGAUGCGAGGACUGUCUUGAUCACUUCAGGCAUACCACUGUUCCUGCUGACCGUUUGACACGUUCACCACCUCCAAGAGGCACUCUGUGACACGAGCAUGUUGCCGUUGCAGAGUCUCCGUCGCCCCGAAGGCCGUUGGAGCUCUCCCUGGUGGCGGAAGACCGCACUUCUCCCUCGCCCGCUGGCGCUCAGGAAUUCCAGCGGGGCAUGGAGAGGUCGCUGAAGAAGCUGGAGCCCUUCUGCGCCCUCGACGGGCGCGCAGGCCGCCGAGGCUGCACCGUGGCCAGCAUCGACCAUUGCGCCUUCAUGGACGACGCCGUGUGGUCGGACAUGCACCGCACGGUGAAAGACACCAUGUCGGAGCAUGGCUCUGAGCGAAUCCGCUUCCUCGACGUCUGGACGCUCACGUCCCAGCUGGGCCUGGAUUGCAUCGGUGAGCACCAGUCUCCAGUGAGCACCCUCUGGACG